Vicia villosa (hairy vetch) is the source of this 3022-nucleotide messenger RNA. RefSeq lists its product as uncharacterized. Lineage: Eukaryota; Viridiplantae; Streptophyta; Magnoliopsida; Fabales; Fabaceae. Bases 109 to 2544 code for a protein of 811 amino acids. Gene Ontology annotation, cellular component: nucleus. The transcript is spliced from 3 exons. Gene Ontology annotation, molecular function: transcription corepressor activity. The record is from RefSeq and is a predicted model, not a curated record.
GUCACAUUUUAACUCGACGUAUAUUUUUAAAAGCGAAGUUCUAUAUAGUUCAUUGUGUUGCUUUGUUUCUUCAUUCUUCGCAAAUUCAUCUCAUUCCAUAAAAACCAGAUGGUGUCCGUUAGGGAGAAUGGUAAUAAUAUUUUCCCCGAGCAUGCGUCUAAUGAAGGCCAAGUUGUGAGUCCUAGAAUAGGUCACGAGUACCAGGCGGAAAUUCCUUCAGUGCUUAAGAAAUCAGAGCAGCUUUCGUUUCAAAUGAAUCCUGCAGAUUCUGAAGCAGUGCGUGAUAAAUCCCUUUCCUUUGCAAUUGGUUUGGAGGAUAGUGAACCUGAGGAGUUGGGAUAUCAUGAAGAUAGUGAUUCAGGUCAGUUGGGAAAAAGUGAAAAUCAUAAGCUGGCCCUUGCCCUUGGUAGAUCGAGUAGCACCUGGAGUGAUGCUGAUACAAAAAGUUUUAUACUUGGUUUGUUUAUUUUCGGGAAGAACUUUAUACAGAUAAAAAGAUUCUUGGAAAACAAAGGGAUGGGGGAAAUACUUUCUUUUUACUAUGGAAUGUUUUACAAAACGGAUGGAUAUCGUAGAUGGUCGGAGUGCAGGAAGUUAAAAGGAAGAAAAUGUAUGAUUGGAGAGAAACUUUUUACCGGGCUAAGGCAACAUGAACUAUUGUCUCGCUUGAAUCCCCAUGUCUUCGAAGAAUCUCAAGAUACUAUGUUACAGGUUUCUAAAUCUUAUGCUGAGGGAAGAACUUCUCUAGAAGAAUACAUAUCUUCUUUGAAGUCGGCUGUUGGACUUCACGUUCUUGUGGAAGCAGUAGGUAUUGGUAAGGAGAAGGGAGACCUGACUAGGUUCGGUAUGGAACCUAAGAAGAAGAAUCCUGCGCUUCCAGCACAAACUUGCAAAGAUUUGUCGUCUCUUGGACCCAGUGAUAUAGUACAAUCUUUGACAGGAGGAUUUAGGCUGAGCAAAACCAAAAGCAAUGAUCUUUUCUGGGAAGCUGUUUGGCCCCGCUUAUUGGCAAGAGGUUGGCACUCCGAGCAACCAAAGAAUCGUGGCUAUCUUACCUCCAAAGAUUAUUUGGUUUUUCUUAUUCCCGGCGUUGACAAGUUUUCAAGGAGGAAACUUGUGAAAGGUGAUCAUUACUUUGAUUCUGUUAGAGAUGUCUUGAGCAAAGUAGUAGCUGAACCAAAUAUUCUCGUGCUCAAAGAAGAAGAAGAAGAAGAAGAACAAGCUAGAGUUGGUAGCUGCAAUGAGGACAAGCCAGUAAAGGGAUCAAAUGAAGAUGAUUUAUCUGACGAUCAUCGUCAAUGUUACCUCAAGCCCGGAUGUUCUACCUACAAUAAAGAUCAUACCAAAUUCAUGGUUGUUGAUACCAGUAUGGUACAUCGGGGAAACCCAUCCGAUUUAAGGGAGUUGAAAUCCGUGCCUGUUAAUUCGGCCCCUAAAGUUGAGGUAGAUGUGGCUAGUAAAAAAUAUAAAGGGCACAAAUAUAUGAGGAAAGUGAAGCAUAACAAGGAAAUGUCUGAAAGCAUUGAACAAAAUUUGACAAAGUUGACAGCUAUUGAUACCAAUAGGCUUUCUGAUGGAAAACUAUUGAAGCUGAAAGUUAAACUGAAAUAUCCGUCAGUUGAAUUAGAAGAUGCAUCUACGGUGACUAAUGGUCUUCUGAGAGAAAGAAACCACGGCUCAUCAACUGAUUAUUUACUGAGAAUGGCGGAAGCUAAGAUGCUGAUAUGUGACAAAAGGAAAAUCAGUAAAAUUAACAGUGGUGCUACCAGUAAAAAAGAUGCAUGUGAUAAUCUUGUUAAUGAUGCAAACAAGAUGCUCCAAAGCCAGAAAAAUCAACAGACAUGUGUGUUUGAUGAUAAUCCACUUAACAAGAUCAUAAAGCAUCAAUUCAACCGGAAAGUAAGAUCAGGUGAUUCUAAUCAUGCAGCUGUUCCUAUUAAAAGGAGGAGAUUGACUGCUUGUGUCAAUGCAGAGAAAAGCCGCAUCAUUGGAAAUUCUUCAGGAGGUUUGGGAUCAGAAAAAACAGGACUCCCUCGGUCUUCUAGCUUUCCAGAUGCCAACAAAAAUGUGUGGGAGCCAGUUGGCCUUCAGGAGAAUGGGAGUUCAACUGCUGCUUCAGCAGACCAAAGUGUUGAAGAGAAUACCGAGAAAUGUGAAUCUUUUACCUUCAACAUACCUCAGGUUCCGUCAAAUUCUGAAAAUAACAAAAGCGAGCAAGGCCUAACAUUUUCUACUCAUAAAGUAGUUGAAAAGCCUCUUAGAACCCCUUGCCAUGUUGAUUCUUUGGAACAGCAUCCUGAUAUAAAACCCAGGAGACAGAGCACCAGAACCCGACCAUUGACAGUUAGAGCAUUGGAAUGUAUAGCAAAUGAAUUCUUGCACGUGCAAAAGAGACAGAAAAAGAAAAACAGCCAGAUACACCAAGAACCUUUCAAUCCUUGUCGCAAGGCUCAUACAAGAGGCAAAACUAUGCUGUUAGAUAACGAGAAUGCAGUUUUAGUACAAGAGGUAAAGCAUUUGAAUGGAGAUAGCAGUGUUAGCUAAAUAUUGCACAGAUGUUUAAAGAUUUUUCUUUAAGCUAGAAUAUAGAUAUAGAUAUAUUUUUAUAUGGAUAUGGAUUCUUCAAUAAGAAACUAGAAGUAGUUUUAUUAAAUUUGAAUUAGUUAUCGACUCAACUAUAGUGUCAGAUUAGUGAAUCAUUAGUUGAGUCGUAUGAACAAGUUUCUAUGACGAAAGUUAUUACGAACAUGACAAUGGUUAUGGUUUGACAUAAAUGUGAAUGAAACAAAUGAAUGAACAGAAAUACAAUCCAAGUCAGUGCAGGUUUUGAAUAACAUUGAAGAUAUAAAUGUUCUGUUCCAAUAUUUUAGUUUCAGAAUGAACAAUGCAAUUAAGAAGCACCAUCGGUUUGUUACAAAAGAAGGUAGAACCCAAGAUUAAAUCUCUAAAGAUAUCCAUUAAUAUUGACUAGUUUAAUAUAUUGUGUUAAUUAAUACUGCUUACAUGACUUAAUGAGAAAGUU